CUCCUUUGAGCCAUCGAGUACGUCCUCACUCCACCUCUCUCAACCCCAAGGGGAUAGGUAUCUCGUGAACCUCCAUCUCGCAUCGCUGCACUUCAGCACGCUGCGGAAGCCGGGAAAUGUCGUCUCAGCUGUAGCGCCAGGCCGCUGAGAAGGAAACACAAACAGAUACCGGCAAAAUUACAACGAAACCCACCCCGCUACACUCGUUCAUCCAUCGAAGCUCUGAUUUUCAUUCUUCUGGGGUGUUGAACCCAUAUAUUCAUUUUGUCGAAUUCGGGACAAGGUGGCAUUUGGAAGGAAGCUGUGAGCCGCUGGUCGACGACAGCCGAGACAUUUUGCCUCUUUGUCGAUUGGAAGGUCCCGAAGAAGCCGCACCGAGAUACGAGAAGCAUCGCGUCCGUCCGGCUCCAGUACACACUAGACUGCGUUAAAAACGCCUGAUACGGUAGCGACACCCGAUCCCACGAUGAAGUCGAUGGUUUUUGCCGCAGCGCUCGUCGCUCUUGCCGACGCGCUGCCAGACAACCCGCUGUCGUUCAGGCAUUGGAAGCGCAACAAUAUCGUCAACCGCUAUGUGAAGGGGAAGGAACAACCAAUCGAACCGCCUACGCUGGGCGCACCCACAGUGCAAGGCUGCUUCAAGUCGGCGGGCAACAUGACGAUGGUGGACACGCCAGAAUUCAACAGCAUCGACAAGUGUGGCAAGGAUAUCUGCGCGUCAAAGGGUUAUACCGCGGCCGGGUCGUCGGGCGGAAACCAGUGCUGGUGCGGCUAUGUUUACCCGCCCAAAUCAGACCUGGUGGACGACGACAACUGCGAUGUCGGCUGCACCGGCUUCGGCCAACAUGCUUGCGGCGGCAUUGAUUAUUGGACUAUUUACAAUACCGGUGUUAACCUCGCCGUGAAGUAUAUGGAGGACCAGAAGUCGUCCACUUCCUCGUCGUCCACCGCGACGCCAACACACACGUCAGAACCGGAGAAGACACUGAUCGUCACGGCGUCGCCCACAAGCAGUUCCGACGCUGACGAGGACAAAGGCGGAGGCACCAAUGUCGCCGGUGUUGCUGCUGGUGUUGUUGUGGGGGUCGUCGUUGUUGCGGCCCUCAUUGGCGGCGGCUUCGUGUACAUGCGCCGUAAGCGGAACAAGGAGAUCGAGGAAGAGCACCGUCGCAACGCGGCAGUCAACGCCUUCAUCGGCAAGACACCCCGCAGCAGCGGGGGCACGUCAAUGUCAGAUUCCCGCCUGGACCCGAUCCUGGCUGCGCGGAGGAUGAGCGACGGCAGCAUCGCCGACAAUCAAGACUAUUCCAGGAGGAUCCUUCGCGUCACCAAUGCAUGAUUGCACCGCUCCAGUGAUGACGACAAACGAACUCGCCCUGAAUUUUACUUUUGACAGUAGCAGCAUAAACGGCGUUUUGGGGAAGGGUGGUAAGGGUGGGGGAGAGGGUAUUCUCCGAGUCUUCUCGCACACUUGGUGGCGGAUCGAGCUCACAACUAUCACACGAACGGGACCUACCUGGGGGCGUCUUCUCUUUUUUGUUUGUACGGCCAGCGCGAGCACGUCCGGGGUACGCCACCGUUGCGUUGACGAGGCGGCCGGACCCUCGGUGUGCCUGCGCAGCCUCUCCCUCUCUCCUUCGCUACACUAUUUAGACCAGUACCCGGGGCCCUGGCGCCGUUCUCUACGCCGUCCGCCCGGCCUCGCAGCCUUUUUCUUUCGGAACGAUCGACUUGCAGUAUUCAAUGGGGACAGAAUCUACUUUAAGGCGUCGUUUCGGUCUCCAUGGGUGUAUUGUGAUGACACUCCCUCGCAUGCGGCCCGUCAGCCGUGACGACCUUGUCGGUGCUUUCAACAAGCGGUCCAUUAGGCGAGCGAUCGAGCUUCCUGAGAGGGCAGGCAGGCAGAGGCGGAACUUGCAUGACUUCCAGUGCCUACGUGAGUCCGCUCCUUUUUUGUAUUUGCUUCUAUCUAUCUGUGGCAGCAACGGUUUGGUAAAGGGGGGGUGGUUUGGGAACUACGGAUUACGAAUUACCUAGGUCAUAGACGGGAAUUCUAAAAUGACAAAUUCACUCGCUGUUGUCUCCCUCUC
Thermothelomyces thermophilus ATCC 42464 is the source of this 2090-nucleotide messenger RNA. RefSeq lists its product as uncharacterized. NCBI's taxonomy places the organism in Eukaryota, Fungi, Ascomycota, Sordariomycetes, Sordariales, Chaetomiaceae. The transcript has 3 exons. Bases 467 to 1339 code for a protein of 290 amino acids. The record is from RefSeq and is a predicted model, not a curated record.